AUGGGAAUCCCUUUGACUUCCACGUUGAGCAAUCUUUACUUGAAUGGCCGAUGGUUGUUACCUUCUGCAAGAACAGACAAUCAGGUAACUUUACAUGCCUAUCUCACCAAUAUCUCCCUAACGGCUCAAGAUGACUAUUAUGAAUGGGAAAUAGAUGGGAAAAUUGAGAAUCGCUACAAUACGGGAACUGUUUACACUCUCCUACGGGAACAAUUACCUUUGGUAAACUGGAGCAGGGCCGUUUGGAUUAAAGGGGGGGUUCCUCGGCAAAGUUUCCUCUGUUGGUUGUUUGUGCUUAAUCGAUGUCCCACAAAGGAUAGGAUACUUGGAUGGGGUCUACAAACAGAUCCUAAAUGCUUGUUGUGCGCUAAUCUACCAGAGAGUAGAGACCACUUGCUAUUCGUCUGCGGAUUCAGUUGGUCUAUAUGGAGCCGUGUGGCUUCACGUUCUCAAAAAAUAGCACAUAGGGACUGGGCUUCAACAAUCAGUACCAUGCAAUCUUUAAGAGGACCAAGAGAAAAUACGAGACUGUCUCUCCUUGCCUGGCAAACAACGAUCUACAACAUUUGGACGGAGAGGAACCAAAGACUCCAUCGGAACACUUUCCGAUCGGUUGACACGAUUUUGCAGAUCAUAGACUCAACAAUCCGGAAUAGAAUAUCUGGCUUCAGAGACACAAAUCCUAAUUUGCGCUCUGGCAUGAUGCAAAGAUGGCUAAGGAAUCAUUGA
This is a messenger RNA of Arabis nemorensis, 729 nucleotides long. NCBI's taxonomy places the organism in Eukaryota, Viridiplantae, Streptophyta, Magnoliopsida, Brassicales, Brassicaceae. The record is from the annotation of a GenBank genome assembly.